GUCUGCGGUUCACAUCCGGGUGGUGGUAGGUGACCCUGAGUCUGCGGACUGCAGCCGCCAUGGGGGCUCACCUGGUGCGGCGGUACCUGACGGAGCCGGAUGUGGAGCCCGAUCCCAAAUCCCUACCCAGCUUCCCGCCCGAGCUCGGCUUCCCCGAGCGCAAAAAGCGCGAGAUGAUUGCAACCCAAGAAGAAAUGAAUGCCGCCCAGCUGCCCCUGAACCAGCGCGAUUACUGUGCCCACUACCUCAUCAAGUUUCUGAAGUGUAAGAGGGACAUGUGGCCCAACUUCUUGGAGUGCAAACAUGAGCGACACGACUGGGACAAGUGCGAGCAUGAGGAUUACGUGAUGCGCAUGAAGGAGUACGAGAGAGAGAGGCGUCUGCUGAAGAGGAAGAAGCUGAUGGAGGAGCGCCAGGCUGCGUAGUGAGUGUUUCUGGACAAGCUUGGAGUCGCUCUUCCAGCACCAGUCAGGACGUCCCGUCUGCAGGAGAGAUGGGCAAUGUUUUGUACAUAAUUCUAUCUCCUGAAAUCAAUAAAGAUGUUCUAAACCUGG
Molecule: messenger RNA, 554 nt
Organism: Mobula hypostoma (lesser devil ray)
Lineage: Eukaryota; Metazoa; Chordata; Chondrichthyes; Myliobatiformes; Myliobatidae
Gene: ndufb7
Product: NADH:ubiquinone oxidoreductase subunit B7
Exons: 3
Coding region: 60-425 (121 amino acids)
Cellular component (GO): mitochondrion
Source: RefSeq, a predicted model, not a curated record